Ascoidea rubescens DSM 1968 is the source of this 683-nucleotide messenger RNA. RefSeq names its product GNAT family N-acetyltransferase. Gene Ontology annotation, molecular function: N-acetyltransferase activity. The transcript has a single exon. Gene Ontology annotation, biological process: protein acetylation. Gene Ontology annotation, cellular component: cytoplasm. The record is from RefSeq and is a predicted model, not a curated record. Bases 147 to 626 code for a protein of 159 amino acids. NCBI's taxonomy places the organism in Eukaryota, Fungi, Ascomycota, Saccharomycetes, Ascoideales, Ascoideaceae.
GUUUUUCGAUAAAUAUUUCAUAAUAAAUAAACUACAAGUAGCUGUUAAUACUUGUUAUUUUUAUUUUUAUUUUUUCUUUCGUCUAAUCCUGUUUAUAAUAUAAAAAGGAAAACAACUACUAUUUAUCAUUUAUUCACUUGUUAAUUAUGAGUGAAUUUUAUAUAAGACCAAUUGAAGAAACUGACAAAGAUGAAUGGUUAGAAUUAUGGUCUGGGAAACAUGGUUAUUUAGAAUUCUAUAAAACUAUUUUAUCACCAAAAACUAGUGAUGCCACUUUUAAGAGGUUUUUUGAUUCAGAUUAUACAAUGUGGUGUGCUGUCGCAAUCUCUAAACAAACACAAAAGUUGAUUGGUUUUACUACUUACUUGACUCAUUUAUCUACAUGGUCUGAAAACAACUAUAUGUAUUUAAAUGAUUUGUUUGUGAAAGAAGAUUGCAGGCUAAAGGGUGUUGGCAGAAAGUUAAUUGAAUUUGUUUAUCGACAGGCCGAAUUAAAAAAAUCAGAAAAGGUUUAUUGGUGUACUCAAACCUUCAACCACAGAGCACAAAUCUUAUACAAUAAAGUAGGAAUCUAUGAGAAUUUUGUUCAAUAUGCAAAAGAUCCAGAUUAUAAAAUUGAAGAAUGAAUGUGAUUUUAUCAAAUAUUUUUAAAAUUUUAGUAUAUAAUAAAUAUUCACAAGUUG